This is a messenger RNA of Schistocerca americana (American grasshopper), 486 nucleotides long. RefSeq names its product prostaglandin reductase 1-like. The coding region runs from base 1 to 486 and encodes 161 amino acids. Gene Ontology annotation, biological process: prostaglandin metabolic process. Lineage: Eukaryota; Metazoa; Arthropoda; Insecta; Orthoptera; Acrididae. The record is from RefSeq and is a predicted model, not a curated record. Gene Ontology annotation, molecular function: 15-oxoprostaglandin 13-reductase [NAD(P)+] activity. The transcript is spliced from 2 exons.
AUGAGUGAACCAACUAAUGAUGAUGAUGAAAAGGUGAAGUGGCUGAAAGAGGAGUUGGGAUUCCAUCACGCAUUUAACUACAAGACGAAUGACGUCACAGAGGCGCUGAAGCAAGCGGCACCUGACGGCGCCGACGUGUACUUCGACAACGUGGGCGGCGAGCUGAGCAGCGCAGUCAUCAACAGCAUGCGAGAGUGGGGCCACAUCUCCGUGUGCGGCUCGAUAUCUGGAUACAACGAAUCUAACCUCCCGAAGGCUACCAUCAUCCAGCCCGCAGCCAUAUUCAAGCAGCUCCGCAUGGAGGGGUUCCUGUAUUCACGGUGGCACAACCGCUGGGAAGAGGGCAUUACCCAGCUGACGCAGUGGGUCCGAGAGGGAAAAAUCAAAUACCGUGAGACUGUAACAGAAGGGUUUCAAAACACCCCCAAAGCCUUCGCCGGUAUGCUGCAGGGUGGCAACUUGGGGAAGGCUGUUGUUAAAGUGUGA